CAGGAACAGAUUACCAUGGAGAAGUUGGCCGUCCUUCUGCUUCUGAGUGCUGGCAUUGCACUGGGCGACGCAAACCUGACCCAGCUCCUUGGUUUAGAACCCUUACUGAAGACUAAGGUGGAACAGACUCCUCCUGUCGAGGUUCAGGUAGCAGCAGUGCGGGAGGGGAUAAAGGAAAGUUCAUGUCCCUCAGACUGGCACCCAUAUGGAUCACGCUGUUUCAAGUUUGUCAGCAUUCCACAGUCAUGGUCAGAUUCGGAGCAAAACUGUUUGGCACUUGGUGGGAACCUAGCAUCCGUGCAUAACCUUUUAGAGUACCAGUUCAUGCAAUCACUGACAAAGGACACCAAUGGUCACCUACCUGACACCUUUAUUGGAGGUUUUGAUGCAGUCAAGGAGGGCUUAUGGAUGUGGUCAGAUGGGUCCAGAUUUGAUUACACUCACUGGAACACCGAUGAGCCCAAUAACACUGGAGGAAAAGAGAACUGUCUGCAGAUGAACGCUGCGGGUGAGAAGCUCUGGUUUGACGUGACCUGUGAGUGGAAGAUUGCAUCUCUCUGUUCCAGAAGAAUGUAGGCUAGGAAAUGACCCAGCUACUUCAACUCCCACCUCCAGGGGUCAACAGUCUACACUUCAAUACUCAAACCAAGAUCUGUCACUGACUGCAGCUCACCAACAUGACAAAUAAAACAUGUCAUCACAAAAAAGCU
This is a messenger RNA of Salvelinus namaycush (lake trout), 710 nucleotides long. Its product is annotated as ladderlectin-like. The coding region runs from base 16 to 576 and encodes 186 amino acids. Gene Ontology annotation, molecular function: signaling receptor activity. The record is from RefSeq and is a predicted model, not a curated record. Lineage: Eukaryota; Metazoa; Chordata; Actinopteri; Salmoniformes; Salmonidae. The transcript has a single exon.